Molecule: messenger RNA, 650 nt
Organism: Anguilla anguilla (European eel)
Lineage: Eukaryota; Metazoa; Chordata; Actinopteri; Anguilliformes; Anguillidae
Gene: cimip2c
Product: family with sequence similarity 166 member C
Exons: 3
Coding region: 129-584 (151 amino acids)
Source: RefSeq, a predicted model, not a curated record
ACUUUCAGUACGUCAAGUUUGUCCAGUAGGUAGCCUGCCUAUCUCAGGUCGAGCGCCAUAUUGUCCCGCGCAGAGAAUUCGCAAUAAAAGUAUUUCUGGGGUGUUUAGCGUUUCCACUACCCCCUUAAAUGUCGCAGAGAAGCGUCGGGACUCUGUCCACCCAUAAUAAUGCAAUCUACGUUUCUCCCGCUGUGAUGCCCGGAUAUGGCGGCUAUGUGCCGACAGUGAGGUUCUCGUAUGGAGACACGUUUGGAAACGCCACCGCAAAACACUUUCAGGAUUACCGCUACGCAGCGAUGUCAACCAGCACGAGCCCUUACAGCCUGGGUUGCAUGUUUCCGUCAAUCUACUCAAACAACCCUGGGCUCGCGCCCGGUAGCGCGUGCCGCGGCCCGGACAGGCGUUCGUACUCCCCCUACUGGGCGAGCAAGAACGUGGGCUUCGACAGACAAGCCGAGUUCAAGCACUUUGACCAGCUCGCGCACCAACACAGGGAGCAUUACCUGGACACCACCGGGACCCGGCUGCCAGUACCUUAUUUUGUCACAGCACACGGCCAUGAGGAGGAGCGCGCAAAAGGCUAACCCAGGGAUACACAAUGAUUCCCCAUUAAAAAAAAUACUAUAAAAAAAUAAAACUUAAACCUGGAA